UCACUGAAAAAGCAAUAUAUUUUUUAGAUAAAUUGAAGUUACAAAAACACACUCAUUUGAUUAUUUUUAUUUAUGGUAGGAAACAGAAUGAAGAGGCUGUUGAGUGUUUUGUUUCUGUUGGCGGCGAUGGUUACGGCGGUGAUCGGAGUAAAUGUGACGUAUGAUCACCGGGCGGUGGUGAUCGACGGCAAGCGGCGGGUGAUGGUGUCCGGCUCAAUUCACUAUCCUCGGAGUACACCUGACAUGUGGCCUGGGCUUAUUCAGAAAUCAAAAGAAGGAGGAUUAGAUGUGAUUGAAACCUAUGUUUUCUGGAAUUUGCAUGAACCUGUUAGAAACCAGUAUGACUUUGAAGAAAGAAAAGAUUUAGUGAAGUUUAUAAAAUUAGUAGCUGAUGCUGGUCUUUACGUUCAUCUUCGAAUCGGUCCUUAUGUAUGCGCCGAAUGGAAUUACGGCGGGUUUCCAGUCUGGUUACAUUUCAUACCCGGAAUUCAGCUUCGGACAGAUAACGAGCCUUUUAAGGCCGAAAUGAAACGGUUUACAGCCAAGAUCGUUAGCAUGAUGAAGGACGAGAAGUUAUAUGCGUCUCAAGGUGGACCUAUUAUCUUAUCUCAGAUCGAGAACGAAUACGGUAACGUUGCCGAAAGUUACGGUCCCGCAGCUAAAUCUUACAUCAAAUGGGCCGCGAGUAUGGCUACGUCUAUGGAUACAGGAGUCCCAUGGGUGAUGUGUCAGCAAAAAGACGCGCCUGACCCAAUUAUCGACACUUGCAAUGGGUUCUACUGUGAUGGGUAUAAGCCGAACGCUGAUAACAAGCCCACCAUUUGGACCGAAAAUUGGACUGGGUGGUUUCUUACGUUUGGUGGGGCCGUGCCUUAUAGACCUGUGGAAGAUGUUGCGUAUGCGGUUGCACGUUUUUACCAACGAGGUGGAACGUUUCAAAACUAUUACAUGUAUCAUGGUGGGACUAAUUUUGGUCGUACGACUGGUGGACCGUUCAUUUCAACAAGUUACGAUUAUGAUGCUCCACUUGACGAGUAUGGAGCGCCUCGACAACCAAAGUUUGGCCAUUUAAAAGAUUUACAUAAAGCGAUAAAGCUUUGUGAAGAGGCGUUGGUGGCAACCGAUCCGGCAACUACUUCUCUCGGUCAAAACGUAGAGGCUAGUGUUUACAACACAUCAUCAACAUGUGCCGCUUUUUUGGCAAAUGUUGAUACGCAAAACGAUGCAACCGUUAACUUCAACGGCAAUUCGUAUCGCUUACCUGCUUGGUCUGUUAGCAUCUUGCCCGACUGCAAGAAUGUAGCGUUCAACACUGCAAAGAUAAACUCUAUGGCUACUGUCAGAAGGUUUGUAGCUACAAGUGUUGAUAAAUUAAGCGAUUCAAAGGCGAUUUCUUCGGAUUGGAGUUAUGUUAGCGAGCCCGUUGGGAUCUCGAGUAAUGACGCAUUUGAUAAAAAGGGAUUAGUGGAGCAAAUUAACACUACAGCUGAUCAAAGUGAUUAUUUAUGGUAUUCAAUAAGCAUUAACUUUAAAGGUGACAAGCCGUUGCUUCGCGAUGAAUCGCAAACAACUCUUCAUGUGAAAUCGCUUGGUCAUGUACUUUAUUUGUUCAUUAACGGUCAACUCGAAGGUAGUGCAAUUGGCAGUUAUGACCACCCUAAUUUUUCGAAGGAUUUUCUGGUCACGUUAAAACACGGAAAGAACAAACUCGAUCUCUUGAGUUUGACCGUCGGACUUCAGAACUAUGGUGCGUUUUUUGAUAAAACGGGUACGGGUAUUACGGGCCCAGUGAAGCUCGACGGAUUAAAAAACGGGUCGGUCGUUGACCUUUCGUCUCAGCGAUGGACAUAUCAAGUUGGACUCAAAGGAGAAUCACUAGGCCUGCACACUGGUGGUUCAACACUUUGGGUCUCGGGAACGCCCAAAAGUCAACCUUUGACUUGGUACAAGACGAAUUUCGAUGCUCCUUCGGGUGAUAAUCCAAUUGCAAUAGACUUCACCGGAAUGGGCAAAGGCGAGGCGUGGGUCAACGGUCAAAGCAUCGGACGUUAUUGGCCUACGUAUAUCGCUCCAACUACAGGUUGCUCGGAAUGUAGUUACAAAGGGUCGUAUAGCCCAACAAAAUGCCUCAAGAAUUGCGGAGAACCAUCACAAAAGCUGUACCAUGUACCGAGAUCAUGGUUGAAAUCAAGCGGGAACGUUUUAGUCUUGUUCGAGGAAAAAGGUGGAGACCCGACACAAAUCUCUUUCGCAACACAAGAAUUGGAAAGUGUGUGUUCGCAAGUCUCGGAAUCUCACCCGCUCCCAAUGGAAGCAUGGAGUCAAGAUAAGUCAAAGUCAAAGGCGAGCGUUUCGCUUGAGUGCCCUCAUCCUAAUCAAGUGAUAUCUUCAAUCAAGUUUGCUAGCUUUGGAACUCCUCAAGGGACAUGUGGAAACUACAGUCAUGGUGAAUGCAAGAGUAUUGAUGCACUUUCAAUUAUACAAAAGGCAUGCAUUGGGUCAAGAAGUUGCAGCGUUGACGUCUCGACAAGCACAUUUGGUGAUCCGUGUAUAGGCGUAGUUAAAAGUUUAGCCGUAGAAGCUUCGUGUGCUUGAACAACACGAAAAUAGGACACAUGAUCAUAGAUUCAUAGUAUUAUAAGUUUUUUUUUUUUAAUUUUUUUUUUUAUGUUUUUUGAACAAUGGAUAAGUUUUAUUAUUUUCAAAAAAAUCAAAUUCUGGAUGCUUUAUCGAUAAUACCUUACUAGUAUGGUGCCCGCACGAUGGGGCGGGGGAGACACUUUGCAUUAUGGCA
Molecule: messenger RNA, 2794 nt
Organism: Helianthus annuus (common sunflower)
Lineage: Eukaryota; Viridiplantae; Streptophyta; Magnoliopsida; Asterales; Asteraceae
Product: beta-galactosidase 8
Exons: 16
Coding region: 73-2595 (840 amino acids)
Biological process (GO): carbohydrate metabolic process
Cellular component (GO): vacuole; cell wall
Molecular function (GO): carbohydrate binding; beta-galactosidase activity
Source: RefSeq, a predicted model, not a curated record